GAUGAUCUUGUUUUGCUUGCAAUUAUUGGCAUAAAGGACCCAUGUCGUCCAGGUGUGAGAGAUGCUGUUCGACUGUGCCAAAAUGCUGGUGUUAAGGUUCGUAUGGUAACUGGUGACAAUCCUCAAACUGCAAAAGCAAUUGCUUUGGAAUGUGGGAUACUGAAUUCAGAAGAAGAUGCUGUGGAGCCUAAUGUUAUUGAAGGAAGAGUGUUUCGUGAAUAUACAGAUCCAGAAAGAGAAGAAAUCGCAGAGAAGAUCUCAGUGAUGGGGAGGUCUUCUCCGAAUGACAAGCUUUUGCUUGUGCAAGCAUUGAAAAGGAGGGGACAUGUUGUUGCUGUAACUGGAGAUGGAACAAAUGAUGCUCCUGCAUUACAUGAGGCAGACAUUGGUCUCUCAAUGGGUAUUCAAGGCACAGAAGUUGCUAAAGAGAGCUCAGAUAUCAUAAUUUUGGAUGACAAUUUUGCUUCAGUCGUGAAGGUUGUCCGUUGGGGUAGAUCUGUAUAUGCAAAUAUCCAGAAAUUUAUUCAGUUUCAGCUCACAGUUAAUGUUGCAGCUCUCAUUAUAAAUGUUGUGUCUGCAAUGUCUUCUGGUGAAGUCCCAUUAAAUGCAGUGCAGCUCCUUUGGGUUAAUCUUAUCAUGGAUACUCUUGGAGCACUGGCACUGGCUACUGAGCCUCCAACAGAUCACCUGAUGAAUAGAUCUCCAGUUGGUCGCCGGGAACCACUAAUAACAAAUAUCAUGUGGAGGAACCUGCUGAUACAGGCAGCAUAUCAAGUGACCGUGCUGCUUGUCCUUAAUUUUCGAGGAGAGAGUUUACUAGGUUUGGAGCAUGAGACCCCUCAGCAUGCGAUCGAAGUGAAGAAUACCUUGAUAUUCAAUGCAUUUGUGCUCUGUCAGAUCUUCAACGAAUUUAAUGCCCGGAAACCAGAUGAAAUCAAUAUUUUCAAAGGGAUUUCAAAAAACCACCUAUUCAUUGGUAUAAUUGGAAUAACACUUGUACUCCAGGUAAUCAUAGUUGAGUUCGUUGGAAAGUUUACUUCUACCGUCAAGCUUAAUUGGAAACAGUGGCUGAUUUCAGUUAUUAUUGGUUUUAUCGGCUGGCCGCUUGCUGCUCUCGCUAAACUGAUACCUGUUCCGCAAACUCCUUUGCACAAGUUCUUUACAAAGAUGUGCAAUCGACGUGCCAAGUCUUCCAAGUCAUCAGUAGAGGUCACUAACAAUUCACAGCACAAACAACGACCUGCAUAAUGUAAAUUUACUAGCUUGUCAGCACUCUCUCCAUUUUUGCUUCGUAGGAUGAUACAGAUCUACACUGAUGGCGACAUGCUUGUGAAUAAAUGCUAUCACCGGUGUUUUUUGUUUUUUUUUUUCACUGAUCGCUUCAUGCUUCAGUUCUUAUUAGCGAGGGUUGUUUAGGGGAAAAACCGGUGCCUUUAUUUUUGCUUGGUAAAUAUUUUUCCACAUAGAUUGUGUUUACAUGUAUGAAAUGUGUGGGGAAUCAAAUGCGGUGAGGACACUUGGAUCUGAAACACGGUUUUACAGUUAUACCCAUGUUUGGCUGUAGUAAAAUAGGGGAUAGCCCAAUAUUUUAUU
This is a messenger RNA of Populus euphratica (Euphrates poplar), 1593 nucleotides long. RefSeq names its product calcium-transporting ATPase 9, plasma membrane-type-like. The transcript has 13 exons. Gene Ontology annotation, biological process: calcium ion transmembrane transport. The annotation marks the transcript as partial. Gene Ontology annotation, molecular function: ATP binding; ATP hydrolysis activity; P-type calcium transporter activity. NCBI's taxonomy places the organism in Eukaryota, Viridiplantae, Streptophyta, Magnoliopsida, Malpighiales, Salicaceae. Gene Ontology annotation, cellular component: intracellular membrane-bounded organelle; plasma membrane. The record is from RefSeq and is a predicted model, not a curated record.